UCAGCGUGGGAAUGUCACGCCACUACAGCGUAGCUUGAGCCAAAAUGUCCCACCCUUGCUGCAGUUCGUAGUAACCUUCGGGGGAGGGAUAUACGAGAGCUCUGGUACGAACUACUUCUUACUCGACUUCUAUGGAAGACUCGAUAAUGGCCUAGUCUUUGCCUGGAGAUACCCAACAGAUGUCAAAUAUAUUAUCGGUUGUUUAUCUGACACUGAGUAUGUUGGAUUUUACCCGUGGAGACGGAAUCGUGCUUGAAGAUGACGGGGAUUCCACCUGUUUGGAUGUCCAAUAUGUGCGAGACUGGAUGAGACGAGGGCUCUGUCAGGAGCCUUUGUGCAGAUUUACCUGCAGUUACUGAAGAGGACCUCUAGGCAGGUUCACACAGCUCUUGUCAGGGUGGAGUUUCUUGACCCAUGGAGAAUUACUUCCAGGCUGAGGCCUUUAACCUGGACAAGGUGCUGGACGAGUUUGAAGAGAAUGAAGAUGAUACAGACACACCGACUCUCUCAGAUGCCAAAUGGACUCAGAUUCUGGCCCCUCCAUCACACCUCUUUUCCUUGAACCCUGGAUUUACCCACUCUGACCUCAGCCCAAGAGAUAGCCCCAUCAGCUUCAAGCCUCUUCUGGAGUCCCACACCUCAGAUGGCUCCUCUUUGGCUGAGGUCACCAGGAUAGAUGGGAAACCGGGGCAGGGGCAACAGCCAGAGGACAGGAGUGAGGACCAGCCAGCAGAUGUUUACAGUCCCCCUUUGCCCCAGCCCAAUAUUGGCAAGCUGGUGAGCACUGAAGGGCAGUUUCCAGACUUGCCAUCCUCCAACAGAGUGGGGCUGGAACACCGCUAUUCAGCUAGUCCUAAUCAUAGCGGAUGUUCUGAAGACCUUCAGGCCAACAAUGAGAAAAGUCAACCUAUUACAGACCAACAAAGUUUUUUAGACACUGGGCCCUGUGAGCUUGGGACAGAGCAGAAUGGUACCAAUGAGGGAAGUGGCACUGGUCUUGAUGACUCUCAUUUCCUCUUUCCUAAGGAAGGACUUGGAAGCAGGCCAUCAGUUUUGAAGAAUGGUGUCUCAUCUGUUGAGUUGGAGGCAAGCAAGUCUGACAGUGAGGGUUCACCUGUAGGGGACCAGGAUGUUGGAAUGAGGGACUGUAAUCUUACAUUUCAGGAGGGAAGUAUUCCCCAGAAAGGGGAAACAGCAUUGCACAAAAUGGCCAAUGGCAGUGUAGACUGCUUGAGUGAGAAUCAUGAGGGUGCUUUUCAGAAUGGUGGACUGGUUAAGACUGAAAGUGAAGGGAAAGUUACUUGGACAUCACAUCAGGAAGAGAAAGACAAAAUACUUGAGAAGGACCAGGAGGGGAUCCACAGUGACACAGUUGCUGAAUCGCCCGGGGUGGAGAAGUCCCUGUCCAAUGGUCUGAUGGAACUUGAUAGAAAUGCUGACAUCCAGCCACCGGUCCCUUCAAAGGAGGACUCUGUGACAGAGGAAAAGGAGAUGGAGGAGAGCAAGCAGGAUUGUUGUGAUCCAGUUCGGGGAUCAGAAGCUGGCAGAACAUGCAAACUCAACAACAGCCGGCUGCAGCCUGUCAGCGUGUCCUAUGGUGGCGCACGGCCAAAACAAACGGUCAGUCUGAAUCUGCAAAUUCCCCAGCCUCUCUCGAGCCAAGUCCAGAAUGAAUUUGGCUCUUCUGGCAAGAACAAGAACCUAGAGCCACAGUGUAGGACAGGAGACCUUGAGUUGUCUUGUGGAGGAACAGAGGCUGGAGUAGUUCGAAUAAAUGGAGAGACUGGUGAUGGUUUAUCAGCCUUGCUCAUUCCUUCUGAGAGUCCCGACAAUGACCUUCAGGCAGACCAACAGGGAGCCUUCUCAAAGAAACCUUAUAGUUCCUUGGGGGAGGUGGCCCCUGUGUGGGUUCCUGAUUCUCAAGCACCCAUUUGCAUGAAAUGUGAGGUCAAGUUCACCUUCACUAAAAGAAGACAUCAUUGUCGGGCUUGUGGCGAGGUGUUCUGUGCAGCAUGUUGUAGUCUGAAAAGCAGGCUGAUGUACAUGGACAGGAAAGAAGCAAGGGUUUGUGUCACCUGCCACCGUGCUCUCAUUAAUGCUCAAGCAUUGGAAAAUAUGGGAGGUGGCUGCAACCAAAGCCCCAAUCCCAACAACCCAGCGGAGUACUGCUCCACUAUUCCCCCUUUGCAGCAGGCCCAGGCAUCAGGAGCACUCCGCUCCCCACCACCAACCGUUAUGGUGCCUGUCGGUGUCCUUAAACAGUCAGGAACUGAUGGUUCUCUAACUCGAGAGCAGAGAAGGGUAUGGUUUGCUGAUGGCAUUCUUCCCAAUGGAGAAGCUACAGACUCAGCUGAAGGGCCUGCGGCAAACCCCAAUCCCCCACAGCCUGUGGUUGCAUCCCAGUACUCAAGCAAAUCCUCAGGAGCCAAUGCUUCUGAGGUGGCCCAUGACCCAGUUGCACUGGCUGCCAGCCCAGUGGGCAGCUCCCUUAGUCUGAUCCCAGAGGAUGGGCUUCCUCCCAUCCUCAUCUCCACAGGCAUCAAAGGAGGUACGGGAGGCUACAUCACAGGUGCUUGCCCAUCCUCACCAUUCAGCUGCCUCCACUCCUACUAUGCUGUGGAGGAGAGGCCUUCUGAGAUUGCACUAAUGCAGCAGCUUGAGGAGGGGGGUCCUGAUCCCCUGGUCUUUGUUCUCAAUGCCAACCUGCUGGCCAUGGUCAAACUGGUCAACUAUGUGAAUAGAAAGUGCUGGUAUAUGACAACAAAGGGUAUGCAUGCUGUGGGCCAGGCAGAAGUAGUAGUGCUUCUACAGUGCCUCCCUGAUGAGAAAAGCAUUCCCAAGGACAUCUUCAGCCACUUUGUCCAGCUCUACAGAGAGGCUCUCACAGGAAAUGUGUUAAAACACCUGGGCCACUCCUUCUUCACUCAGAGCUUCCUGGGAAGCAAGGAGCAUGGUGGCUUCCUUUACAUCAGCCCCACUUUCCAGUCCCUGCAGGACCUGCCUUUACCUAACCCACCUUACGUCUUUGGCAUCUUGGUGCAGAAGUGGGAGACCCCAUGGGCCAAGGUCUUUCCCAUCCGACUUAUGCUCCGCUUGGGGGCGGAAUACAGAUUCUACCCCUGCCCGCUAUUUAGUGUUCGCUUUAGAAAACCACUUUUUGGGGAGACUGGCCAUACCAUUAUGAACUUAUUGGCGGAUUUCCGGAACUACCAGUACACGUUGCCAGUGGUGAAAGGGCUGGUGCUGGACAUGGAAGUGAGGAAGACCUGCAUCAAGAUACCCAGCAACCGUUACAAUGAGCUCAUGAAGGCAAUGAAUAAGUCUAACGAGCAUGUGCUGGCCAUGGGAGCGUGCUUCAACGAGCGGGCAGAUUCCCACCUCGUUUGUGUUCAGAAUGAUGACGGUAACUACCAGACACAGGCCAUCAGUAUUCAUCACCAGCCUCGAAAAGUGACUGGUGCCUCCUUUUUCGUGUUCAGUGGGGCUCUGAAGGCUUCAUCUGGCUUCUUAGCUAAGACCAGUAUUGUUGAAGAUGGUGUGAUGGUGCAGAUUACAGCUGAAACUAUGGAGGCCUUACGGCAAGCCCUAAGAGAGAUGAAAGAUUUCAGUAUUGCCUGUGGGAAAGCUUCUCAGGAAGAGAACAAGGAGCAGGUCCAAAUCCAAUGGGUUGAGGAUGACCACAAUGUCAACAAGGGAGUCAUCAGCCCUAUUGAUGGGAAAUCCAUGGAGUCAGUCACCAGUGUUAAGAUCUUCCAUGGCUCAGAGUAUAAGGCCAAUGGGAAAAUCAUCCGUUGGACAGAGGUGUUCUUCCUACGGAGCGAGGACCAGACUAAUGGUCCGAGCGAUCUGGCAGACCACAGCCGACUCACUGAAAACGUGGCAAGGGCUUUUUGCUUGGCCCUGUGUCCUCACCUCAAACUUCUCAAAGAGGAUGGCAUGGCCAAACUGGGCCUGCGGGUCACUUUGAAAUCUGACCAGGUGGGCUACUCAGCUGGCAGUAACGGUCAUCCACUGCUCCCACAGUACCUGAGUGAUCUCGACAGUGCCCUCAUCCCAGUGAUCCACAGUGGGGCUUGCCAGCUGAGCGAAGGGCCUGUGGUUAUGGAGCUCAUCUUCUACAUUCUGGAGAUCAUCUCCUGA
Xyrauchen texanus (razorback sucker) is the source of this 4140-nucleotide messenger RNA. RefSeq names its product zinc finger FYVE domain-containing protein 9-like. Gene Ontology annotation, cellular component: early endosome membrane. Gene Ontology annotation, molecular function: metal ion binding. Gene Ontology annotation, biological process: endosomal transport. The coding region runs from base 415 to 4140 and encodes 1241 amino acids. NCBI's taxonomy places the organism in Eukaryota, Metazoa, Chordata, Actinopteri, Cypriniformes, Catostomidae. The record is from RefSeq and is a predicted model, not a curated record. The transcript has 19 exons.